Messenger RNA from Mugil cephalus (flathead mullet), 10025 nucleotides. Its product is annotated as protocadherin Fat 4. Gene Ontology annotation, biological process: homophilic cell-cell adhesion. The coding region runs from base 166 to 9246 and encodes 3026 amino acids. Lineage: Eukaryota; Metazoa; Chordata; Actinopteri; Mugiliformes; Mugilidae. Gene Ontology annotation, cellular component: plasma membrane; cell-cell junction. The transcript is spliced from 16 exons. Gene Ontology annotation, molecular function: calcium ion binding. The record is from RefSeq and is a predicted model, not a curated record.
UUACAAGCCGAGAAGCUUGAGUAAUCACUAUGGAUACAGCUUUUAUAGUUUCCCAUUUGUUGGCCUUGCAACACUGUGCAGCUUCAAGGACUCGCUUUUACUUUGGAUCUUAUUCUCCUGUUUGAUUAUGACCAAGAAAGAAGCACUCUGGAGGUAAACUUUAUAAUGGACUCCACUGGACAAUGGAGAAAAUAUCCAAUUAUACUGUUGCAUUUUGUGGUGUUUAAUGUUGCAUCCCGUCAUGAACCUUCACCUGGAAAUAAAGGUAAUGUAAGCAGUGACAGGGAGCUUUCAGAUAUUGUUCCAGGGCAGCAUACGCUCACCUCCUGGUAUUAUACAUCUGCUGAUACUGUGCUGAAGCAUGGCACAGUCAGCUUACACUCUCACAACAGAUGGCGAUCACAGAUGGCUUUCUCCAAAACUGUUUAUUCAUUUCAAGUGAAAGAAGACACAAUACCAGGAACAGUUGUGGGGAAGCUAGACGCACUGUUUGAGGGUCUCACGCCUAUCACAUUCUCGGUUCAGGAGGAUGACGGAGAGAACCUGUUCCUCCUCAACCCCGUCUCAGGGGAGUUCCUAUUAUCCCGCAGCCUCGACUUCGAAACACAAAGAUUCUACAUUCUCACGGUGGAGGCGCAGCAGGGGGAUUCGCAGGUAUCCAGUGUCAGGGUUUACUUCAACGUGCUGGACGCCAACGACAACCCCCCGGUUUUCGGUCAGGGCGCCUUUUAUGCGUCGCUGCCGGAGGACACACACGCCGGCGUCUGCUUCCUGUCAUUGAAUGUGUCUGAUAAAGAUGAUGGUGAGAACGGAGAACUGCAACUGAAAAUAGCCAGUGGCGAUGAAGAGGGAGCGUUCAUCAUACACCCAACUGGUAGUUUAUGCCUGAACACAGAGUUAGACAGAGAGAGACACUCCUCCUACAAUCUGACCAUUACGGCCAAUGACUGCGCCCAGCCCACGGCUUUACAGUUCACCAGCACGGCACAUGUUUUUGUACUAAUUGAAGAUGUCAACGACAACGCUCCUUCAUUUGUCUCAGAAAGACUUGUUAGCAUACCUGAGGACACCGCACUACAUUCUGUUGUAAUGACUGUAUUAGCCGAGGACAAAGACACGGGAUCCAAUGGGGAGGUUUUGUAUUAUUUAGAUAACACAUCCGGUGGAAUAUUCAGCAUUAAUAACACAAGCGGGGAAAUAUACCUGGAGAAGAUAUUAGACAGAGAGGAGAUUGAUAUCUUGAGUAUUACAGUAAGAGCCGUGGAUAGAGGCUCAAGCCAGAUGGCUGCUACAAUGAAUGUAACGGUGCACGUGGAGGAUGCAAAUGACCACGACCCUGAGCUGCCACAGAGCAACUACAGCAUAGCAGUCAGAGAGGACAUCGCCAGGGGAACGAGCCUGUUUCGGGUUCAGGCAUGUGAUCAAGACAUCGGGUUAAAUGGACAAGUGAGAUACACGUUGCACCAGACGAGUCCGUUUGUGGUGGACAGAGUUCGAGGUGUAGUCACUGUCAUGGAUCAACUGGACCGAGAGACGGACUCCAACUACACCUUAAUCGUGACCGCUGUGGAUCAAGGGAACAUACCCAGAUCUGCUACUGCUACUAUUACUGUCACAGUCUGGGACGUCAAUGACUUUGCACCCACAUUUUCUCCAGAAACGCUGGUCAUUCAUGUCAAGGAGAAUGAGGAGGACCUGACCCAACUAACACAUCAGGUGUCAGCUUUGGAUGAUGAUUUAGGAGUCAACAGUCAGCUGAAUUAUUUUAUAGAGAAAGGAAAUGAGGAUGAUUUGUUCUUCAUCACCCCCAAUGGCACGUUCCAUAUUUCACAAAGCCUAGACAGGGAGAAGGAAUCGCUGUAUAUCGUCACUAUCACUGCUGUUGAUUCAGGACUGCCACCAUUAACGGGCACUCUGACUCUACACGUUGUAGUGGAUGACGUCAAUGAUAAUCAGCCGGAGUUUACAGAGGAAGUCUACAACACCAUAGUGUACGAGGACUGUCCUGUAGGCACAGUGUUUGCCAUGAUAUCUGCAUCUGACUUGGAUGAUGGCGUUAAUGGGGAAUUAAGGUAUUUCAUGGAAAACCUCGAUGUACCUUUUGCUAUUGAGGAAACAUCUGGAGAACUGUUCACAACCAAUUUCCUGGACAGGGAGACAGUCGCCAUUUACAGGCUGACAGUUAUCUGCAGUGACAAGGAUCCUACUCAACCUCUGUCGAGCUCUGUGCUUGUGACUGUUCUUAUAGAAGAUGUCAAUGACCACUGGCCCCAGUUUAUGAACGGGCCCUACGUGGCCUAUGUGCCCACUGAGUUGGCUCCAGGUGCAGUUGUUUGUGCAGUAAGAGCAACAGAUGGAGACACUGAAAUGAAUGCAGAGCUAUAUUACUCAUUAUAUGGACAGAGUUCAGACCUGUUUUCCAUCGAUCCAUACAGUGGCACUAUAUUCACUUCAAAUGCUCUCCGAAGAACAGACGAUAUUAUCGUCAACGUGCAUGUGGAGGAUGCUGGAGAAAACCCCAAAUUUGACACUACUACUGUCAGUAUCAGGUUUCAUAACAUCUCCGACUUCCCUGAGAUGGAUGUGGAUGUUCUGAGUUAUUCCUUUUCUGAGGAUGAACCGGUGGGAACACUGGUGGCCAUGGUCUCCGCGGAGAGCAUCCGAGCUGAACCCGUCUCUUUUUAUGUCGCAUCUGGAAACUUUGAAGACACGUUUCAUGUGGGGCAAUUAAGUGGAGCACUGGCAGUGGAGAAUCCCUUGGAUUAUGAAAACAGAAACGAGUUUUCUUUGUUGAUAGAAGCCAGAGACUCGGGCUCUCCUCCCUUCUCAUCAUUUGCAGAAAUUCACAUCAACCUAACGGAUGUUAAUGACAAUUCUCCGCAUUUCACCCAGGCUGAGUACAGGUGUGAGGUUUUUGAGAACUCCCCGCCAUCCUGGGUUUGUGAUCUUCUCGCUGUUGAUGCAGAUUCUGGCCAUUACGGUAUGGUGCAGUACAACAUCACAGGAGGGAACACUCAUAACUUUUUCACAAUUGACCCUGAAAGCGGUUUACUGAGCACAACUGCAACUUUGGAUAGAGAGAGGCUUCCUGAAUUCAAUUUAACAGUUGAAGCUACGGAACUCGACAACCCUCUUCAUAAAGAUAGAGCAACUGUUAUCAUCAGUGUUUUAGACAGAAAUGACAAUGCACCCCGUUUUACAGAGAUUUUCCUCACUGAGGUGCCUGAGGAUGCCCCUAUUGGAUACACAAUCGUACAAGUCACCUCAACGGAUGACGACACCGAUGCUAAUGCAGGAAUUAAUUACUCCAUAAUCGAGCAUAGUGACGACAUGCCUUUUAAAAUUGACUUCACCAUGGGUUACAUCACUGUUGAAAAACAUCUGGACAGGGAAGUGCAGGAUCACUAUGUCCUGAAAGUGAAUGCAAAUGAUUCAGCAUGGAGCAUAAGCACAGAUGUCACUAUAAUCAUUUUAGAUGUCAAUGAUAACAUGCCAGUAUUCUCUGAUCAUGUUUAUAGCGUUGUGCUCCCUGAAACAAAAGAUGAAGAGGUGUUUGUUUUGCAGGUUCUUGCUACAGAUGCAGACUUUGGGAACAAUGGUGAAAUUUUCUACAUUAUUGAACCUCAAAACGAGGAGUUUUGGAUGAAUACCUCCUCUGGUGAAAUCUAUACAAAGCAGCCGCUGAUGCUGCAUAAUUCAGCUUUUGAAAUCUAUCAGUUUACAGUUAUUGCUUCUGAUUGUGGCAAAGUUCCACUCUAUAGUAAUGCCACCGUCACAGUGAGAUUAGAACAACCAAACCACCACCCACCUGUGUUUUUUCCUUCACAGUCUCUCAUUGCUGUUCCUUAUCACCUGGCUGUGGGAGCGGAGGUGGUUCAGUUCACAGCAAUGGAUCUGGACACCAAUAGCAGCACUAAUAUUGAGUAUGCUUUGAAUGGGGGUAAUGCAUCUGGUCUCUUUUCAAUUGAGGCUAACAGUGGUAAAGUAAUCUUAAAUCAAACUUUAGCGGAGCUUGAAAAUCUGUUGCUCACUUUAGUAGUCGUAGCCAAAGAUCAGGGCUUCCCAUCUUUAACGUCACAGACUCAAAUCACUUUUGAAGUUACCGGGAGAAAUCUAUUUUCUCCGAGUUUUAGCGAACCAGAUGUUACGUUCUCUGUCCCAGAGGACUUGCCUGUAGGAUCAGUAAUUGGAAAAGUUCAAGCUGAAGACAAGGAUUAUGGUCCCAAUGGUGCGAUUAUGUACUGCAUUACCCCGGAAAAUCGAUAUCUACCACUGUCUGUCGGAGAAGGCUCUGGACUGCUAAUACUGAUCAGAGAGCUUGACUUUGAAACAGAAGUUAUUUAUCACCUCCAAGUCAUAGCCAAAGAUGGUGGCUGGGUGUCUAAAAGUGGCAUAUUGAAUGUUACAGUAAUAGUUAUGGAUGUGAAUGACAAUCCUCCAGUCUUUUCAUUGUCAGAAUACACCACAUCAGUGCCCGAAAACUCAGAAAUUGGGACAAACAUUUUAGCUGUGAGGGCUGCUGAUAUUGACUCAGGAGCAAAUGCACAGAUAGCCUACUCUCUCAUAGCUGGAUAUGUGGAUAAAUUUGCAAUUGAUUCAAGAAAUGGCACCAUCACCACUUUGGAGGUCUUUGAUUACGAGCGAGAGCAAGUGUUUGAUUUAACGAUCAAAGCUUCAAACACCGGCGGACAUACUUUAUUCAGUUUAGCACAUGUCGUCAUUCAAAUCUCAGACGUCAAUGAGUUCACACCAACAUUCAGGAUAAAAGAAUUUAACUUUUCAGUAUUUAAAAAUGUGCCUGUUGGAAGCGUGAUUGGCAAAGUGACAGCCGUAGAUCAUGACCGAGGUCCUGAAGGCCGGGUGUUUUACGUGAUGUUUGGUCAGGAUAAAAGUUUAGGUUUCGAUGUUGAUCUGCUUUCUGGAGAAAUAUAUACAACGGGCAGUUUGAGGAAACAAGGCAAUAGCCGUGUUGUUUUAAAAGUUUUGGCAAAGAACUCUGGUGUUAUUACUGGCAUGGACGUAGAUGAGACUUUAGUCCACAUCAGUGUGAUUGACACAAACGAUGCACCCGUGUUCACCUCUGAACACUAUGUAGCAGAUGUAGCAGAAGAAAGUCCAGCUGGGACGUCGGUGCUAACUGUUAGCGCUACAGAUCAGGACUCCAUCUUGGACUGGAAUCGCUUCUUCUACAGCGUUGAAAAUGGAAACACAAACUUCUCUUUCUCUGUUGACCCCUCCACUGGUGUUAUUUCGGUAAACUCCCCACUUGACAGAGAAACCUGGCCUGUUUAUAAUUUGACUGUUACGGCCACUGAUAAUGGCUCUCCACCAGCUACGGGGACCACUAACGUCAUUGUAACUAUUGCUGAUGUCAAUGAUAAUGCCCCCAAACUCACAUCGACUGAGGCUCAGGUGAAAGAGAAUCAGCCCGAAGGCACCAUAGUCGCCAGAUUAAAUGCAACUGAUCUUGAUUUGCCACCGAACCAGGGUCCUUUUACAUACUGGUUAUUAAAUCCCUCAGCAGGCAGUGCUUUUUCACUCACUCCUGAUGGCCUUUUACUCACGACACGGAUUAUUGACCGAGAGCAAACCUCAUCAUAUCAAGUCCUGGUGGCUAUUCGGGAUGCAGGCUUUCCCUCACCAUUAUCAUCAACAACAAUGUUCCAUAUCAGGAUCGUGGAUGAAAAUGAUAACCCUUCAAUCCCUAGGAAUAUCGUCAUUGAGGUGAAAUAUUUUGGCAGCUCUUUCCAAGGAGGCAUGAUUGGUAAUGUCCAUCCUGAUGAUCAAGACGAGUCAGAUGCAUUAAUCUGCGCUAUCAAAAGUGGGCCAAAUAACAUGUUCACGAUACCUAAUGGCACAUGCGAGCUGUGGUCUUCUCCUUUUCAUGGCGAGGCUACGUUCAAUGUCACAGUCGAAGCUACGGACCAGCUUCAUUUCCCAGUAAACAACAGUAUCUAUGUCAACUACAAGGGUUUCACAAAUGCUUCUGUAGACAGCUGUAUAUUAUUCUACGUUUCAUCACCCUCUGUGGAAGAGUUCUUGUCUAAUAAGUAUCUGAGGUUUGUGAAAGCUCUGGACAGUCUGUUUAACCUCCAGGCUUCUAAGACUCAUGUAUUUGGAAUCAAACACAUUGGAAAUGAAAUCCUUCUGUUGGCUGCAGUCAAAAAUUACAACGGUCAGUAUCUUAGCAGAGAGGUAGCGAGCGGCAUAUCAGUGGGACAUAAGAAAUUACUGGAGGCUCAGAGCAAUGUGACGAUUUCUCACAUCACCAGUGACCCGUGUCUUACCAGCCCUUGUCAAAAUAGGGCAUCGUGCAACAAAAACAUUUACAUCAGGGAGGAGGUUGCUGUCCUGGAAAGUGGGGCCGUCAUCUUUGUGGCACCGCAGAAAGAGAUUUUUAAUUGUACCUGUCUAGUUGGAUUUACAGGUACGCUCUGUGAAGAUGACAUUGAUGAAUGUGAGGCAAAUCCCUGUCAGAAUGAAGGCACAUGCGUGAACGCCGGGGGAAGUUUCUACUGUCACUGUCAAAGCGGGUUCUCUGGCUCCGUCUGCUCUGCUGAUGUAGACGAAUGCCUGAAGGUGAAGUGUCAAAAUGGUGGAACUUGUGUUCCCUCUGAAGAUGGAUAUCACUGUCACUGUGUGCCUGGAUUUGAAGGGGAAACAUGUGGGCAGUUCAUAGACCACUGCAGAUCAACGCCAUGUGUUCAGGGCACCUGCAUCAGUUCACAGACAGGAUUCACCUGUAAUUGCUCUUUUGGGGUCAGUGGAGUUCACUGUGAGGAGCAUAGCUACGGCUUUGAGGAGCUGUCCUUCAUGGAGCUUCCCCCACUGGACCGCAGGACUAAUUUAAUCUCUCUAGAGUUUGCGACGGUGCAGAGGAACUCCCUCCUCCUCUACAAUCCCGGAGGACCAUCCAGCAGGGAGUUCUUUGCAUUGGAGAUCCUGGAUGGAGCUGUGCUUCUCUCCUAUGACCUGGGCUCAGGACCAGUGAGGCUGCAGACGCACAAACAAGUUGCAGAUGGGCAUUUUCACAGUGUCACUGCCAGGAGGAUUGGCAACAUGGUUUCUUUGCAUGUGGACAACUGCACAGAUGUUGAAACUAAAGGAUUUUGUUUUUCAAAGAGCGAUGGCAGCGGCUCAGAAAGGACACUAGAUGUCGGCAACACCAAUAUGACACUUGGAGGAUUGAGGACUGUUGAAGUGAUUUUACAGCAUCCUGCUCAGAUAAAAACCCAUGACUUUGUUGGGUGUAUUCGAAAAAUUUAUAUUAAUGGCAUCCUGCUGAGACCUUCAAUGGCCCUUGCGGCACAUAAUAUCUUAGACAGGUGUCCUCGAGCAACAGCGCCAGGUUGUCACAGCGUCCCAUGCAGGAAUGGUGGUGUAUGCCACGAUCUUUGGUCUGACUAUCUUUGUGAAUGCACAAGCCCUUUUACGGGAAGAAACUGUGCCAAAGAAAUGUCAGAGGAGCUUGUGCUGAGAUUUAACGGGAGUGACUACAUUGAAUAUGUUAUUAAGGAGAGUUUCAAGAGAGACUAUCUCCUGAAGAACUUGGUGAAGGAUGAAAAAGAGGCCGACAACAAAGACCAAACUGUGAUUAACGUCAAGUUCAAGACCAAAGAUGACGGAGUAUUGGUGUUUGUUCUUGGACAGACAGGAUACAUAAUGCUGAAGAUAAAAGACAGAAGGCCUGUGUACAUUUUCAAAGACAUGCUGUCGGGACAACUGUCAGAGUUUAUUGUAGAGCCUCCUGUGGCUGAUGGCUUCUGGCAUGUGCUCUCGCUGUUCAGCAAUGGACAAAUCACUUUUCUCUACGUGGACGGUAAACCAGUCUUAAACGACACCGGUCAAAGCAUAGAUCUAAGUCCAGUUAGUGUGGAAAAGAUCGUGCUAGGUGCAGCUCCAGUGGGCGAAACACAGCUCCUUCAGUCAGGGUUCACUGGAUGCGUGCAGUAUUUCAAUGUGACCGGUUACACUCUGCCCGUCAGUGGACACAGCUUAAUGGCGGACGUAUGGCCGAGCUCCACGCUCACCCAGUCCAGCUGCAGCUCUGCAGGCGUUUGCCUCUCCUCUCCAUGCUACGAGGAGCACACUGCCAAGAGGACUUGUGGAUCUGCUGAGCAGAACAGAUCCUGCAUCUGUUUACAUAACGUCUCGGACCACUCCUGCGAUAUCUGCAUCUCCGCAACAGACACCCAGGAUAUGUGCUCUGCAAUGAAGGGCAGCGUUCCUCUGUGGCUCAUAGCUGUGGUUCUUCCUCUUGUCUCCCUCCUGGUGAUUAUUGGAAUGGUUUAUAUCUUUUACAAGGCGAGGCAGAAGGAUGUAAAGUGUCAGAGUGAGAGCUUGACGCAGAAAACCGAGCAAGGGAAAGAUAAUGUAGCUUUCUGUUUUAAUGCCAACACAAUGCUCACAGAGGCUCACAGAGUGUCUCCAGAAAAAGGAAAACUACAUGAGCCGAUGAGCGCAGAUCAGCAGGAGUUUUACUGUGAUGUCAAUCUGCCAAGUGUACAGCCGGUGUCGAAUAGUGAGCUGGAGUAUUAUGAGAUCAGCAGCAUCUGUAGUGCAUUUCAUUCAGACAACACCUCUCUGAAACUCAGCUGGCACAAGCAUUUAUACAGCACAAAGUGUGUGGACAACGGUCCUGGGCAGUGGGGAGAUUUGAGGAUGUUGUUUGCGGGUUUUAAGAAGGAAAGCUCCAUCGAAGAAAAACAGACUCAUAAUGUUUCUUUCUUAAACAAACAGUUGCUGACUGAGCUCGACGCAGAGCCAAAGCUACCUUAUUAUAUGAAGCAGUUCAUACAACCAGAUCUCCUGGAGCCAAUACAGAGUCUUACCUUUGAAGAAAUUAGCAAACUGAACACUCCUCUGGAGCAAACGCUGCCACAUCAAGCACGGCUGAAGUCUGGGCCCCCGACAGUGACGGAUAUCUCAUCUGAGAGUGAGACAGGCAGCACAUUCACCUGCUCAGAGUCUGAUUGUGGGCAGUUUUCUACCAACUGUGGCAGGAAACACACACAUUACCAGUCAUCCAUGUUAGCCUGCAACUUAAGGCAGCAAACCUGCCUCUGUGCUGCAGGUCAUGUUAGAGCUGCGAGUAUAUCCACCGAUAUGUUUGAACAGUGGGAACAUAUUUUAAAUUUGCACCUUCCUUUUAGCAGCUACGCUCCAGUCUUUGAGGAUAUUGCGUGUCUACCCACUGAACCCAGUCACGGCUAUGAUAUUCAAAGUGACAUAGAGGAAAUUAUUUGAUUGUCAAUACACUGGUGUAGCUGAUAGGUCAGAUGGAUUAAUGUUUCUUGCACAUUAAUGAACAACAUAUUUCUAAUAUAAUGAUAUUGUUGGGGGUGGCAUGUGUUGCUGACUGGAGCCUUUCUGUGUGGAGUCUGGACUUGUCCAGAGUGUACCCUGCAUCUCGCCCAAUGACAGCUGGGAUAUGCUCCAGCCCCCCGCUACCCUCCAGAGGACAAGCGGUUACAGAAAAUUAAUGAAUGAUAUUGUUAAAUGCAUCUAUUGCACUUGCACUGCAGAUGUUUUAUACUUUUCAUGAUGGUCAUGUUUAUUUUCUUAAGACUUAGCUAUUUUUUUUACCUGAACAUACAGGAUGCUGUUUAAUGUACAUUGCAACAUGGCACCUGUUAAGUGGAAAAGGCCAAUAAAAAGUUUUGCAAAAAAGUGUUGUUAACGCAAAAUAAAUCACCAAAUAGAGGGUAUGCAUUGACGUCACUUCCUCCCCGGGGCCACGCCCCCCUAAGUGGCAAAAAAAAACGUGAUGAAAUCUAGCAGUAAACACAGCAAGACUGGGAAAAAUGUGCAUUAUCAAAUCAAAUUAAGGAUAAAUGUACUCGACAACGAUCCACACGAACUAGCAUGUCUUUGGAAAAGUGGACUGGCCUCCGUUUCAGUUAGCGUAAGUCAGUUUUAGAUCACUUCAGUUAUGAUAAAUGUAGCUAACUAAAAGAUGCUAACGCUAGCGGAGCUUUACUGAGAAGUAACGUUAGCCAUAAAAUACUGUGGCGUCCGACCGGACG